AUGGUCUCCAAGACGAGAGCAUACAACUGGUACAUCUCACUCGUUGCAGCAUCAUGUAUGGUGCUAUACGGUUACGAUGCUUCUGUUUUCAACGCCCUCCAAAACUCAAAGCAUUGGGUCGCCUACUACAACCACCCUGGACCCAACAUCAUCGGAGCUAUCAACACAUCGUACACAGUCGGGGCUGUUGUAGCCGGUUUCUUCAUGGGCGGUCCGCUCGCUGAUUUCGCUGGUCGACGUGUCGGUAUGGCCGCUGGAUCUAUUUGUGUCAUCAUCGCGACUCUGAUGCAGACAUUCGCUCCCCGUGGACAAAUCGCAAUUUUCAUUGCUGGUCGCGUCCUGAUUGGUAUCGGUCAAGGGCUUGCGUUAACAGCAGGCUCCAUCUACAUAGGAGAGCUGUCUCCUCCCGAGAUUCGCGGAAAGAUCAUGUCCUUCUGGCAAAUGUUCUAUUCGGUCGGCUCUUUCAUCGCCUACUGGAUCAGCUUCGGAACGUCCAAGCAUCCCCAGAAACUUGGUGAAUGGGACUGGAAGAUGGUCGUCGUUUUCCAGAUGAUGGUGCCUAUCAUCAUUCUGUCUCAGGUCUUCUUUAUCCCGGAAUCUCCCCGUUGGUACGUGCAGAAGAACCGUAACUACGACAAGGCUCGUCAAUCGCUCCGCCGUGUCCGUGACACCGAACAAGAUGUCGAAGAUGAGAUCACAACGAUCCGCGAGGCCAUUGAGUUUGAAGCAGAGGCGAUUUCAUCUGGGUACUCUGCUCUGUGGAAGGACAAGUCUGUCCGGAAGCGCAUGUACAUUGCGAUGAUUGUCAAUGGUGGCCAGCAGAUCACCGGGCAAGGAACACUCAACUCCUACAGCUCCAUCAUAUACAAAAAAGUUUUUACCAGCGCUGAUACAAUCUCUCUGAUCAACGCUCUCAACGCUACCUUCAGUAUUCUCUUCACACUCAACGCUACAUGGACUGUUGAUAGGUUUGGACGCAAGUUUCUAUUCAUCGUUGGUGGAAUCGGUAUGGGCAUUUGCAUGCUCAUCGCAGCCACUGUGGAGACGCAGACGCUAUCGCUACCAAACGGUGCCAAGACGCAACCUGUCGGCAUUGCAAUCGUUUUCAUCAUGUUCCUAUUUGCCCUUUUCUACAAACCCUCUUGGGGCGCCACGGUAUGGAUUUUUACCGCUGAGAUCUUCUCUAUGAACAUCCGCGCUCAAGCCGUCGGCAUGUGCUCGCAAACUCAAAACGUCGUCAACUCCAUCGUCCAGCAAUUCUUCCCUCUUUUCCUCAAGAACGAGGGUUUCUAUGCCUUCUACAUGUUCGCGGCUAUCAAUGUGCUGCUGGCGGCUUUUGUCUGGUUCUUCGUCCCUGAGACAAAGAAGGUUAGCCUUGAAGAGAUGGAUGCCGUUUUUGGUGGUGCGAACCACGUUGUUGAGGGUGCGGCUAUUGACCACAAGGACUCAUUGAGGCAUACGAGUAUCUCGGUCGAUCCUGAGAACAAGGGAAUUGAGAAGGCUUAGUUCAUGUUUUCAUAGUGUAAUGUGUGAUGAAUUAAUGGUG
Pyrenophora tritici-repentis Pt-1C-BFP is the source of this 1546-nucleotide messenger RNA. Its product is annotated as ProP, Permease major facilitator superfamily. Gene Ontology annotation, biological process: transmembrane transport; carbohydrate transport. Lineage: Eukaryota; Fungi; Ascomycota; Dothideomycetes; Pleosporales; Pleosporaceae. Gene Ontology annotation, molecular function: carbohydrate:proton symporter activity. Gene Ontology annotation, cellular component: membrane. The record is from RefSeq and is a predicted model, not a curated record.